Nothobranchius furzeri (turquoise killifish) is the source of this 664-nucleotide messenger RNA. RefSeq names its product desumoylating isopeptidase 1a (gene desi1a). Gene Ontology annotation, biological process: protein modification by small protein removal. The record is from RefSeq and is a predicted model, not a curated record. Gene Ontology annotation, molecular function: peptidase activity. Lineage: Eukaryota; Metazoa; Chordata; Actinopteri; Cyprinodontiformes; Nothobranchiidae.
CCAACACCGUGGUGACAUCACCCUUCUGUAGCCCUCUAGUUUAAAGGUCCAGUUUAGCUAGCUGACUGAAAAAUACCAAAUUUUUGGUUGAAAUAAUGGAUAAAACUACAACGCGAUACAACAUACAGCUGUACAUUUAUGAUUUAUCGAGAGGAAUGGCUCGCAGCCUCAGUCCCAUUAUGUUAGGUAAACAGCUGGAUGGUAUAUGGCACACCGCCAUAGUGGCAUACGGCGAUGAAUUCUUCUUUGGAGGAGAGGGGAUCUCCAGCUGUUCACCGGGUGGGACGAUGCUGGGGCCUCCGGACAACGUGGUGGAGCUGGGUGAGACUGAAGUGACAGAGGAGAUCUUUAUGGAUUACCUCUCAUCUCUUGGAGCAACCUCAUACAGAGGUGACAAGUAUCGUCUGUUUGAGCACAACUGCAACACUUUCACCAACGAAGUGGCCCAGUUCCUUACCGGCAGGACUAUACCCUCCUACAUCACCGACCUGCCGUCUGAAGUCCUCUCCACACCGUUCGGCCAGAUCCUGCGACCGAUCCUCGACUCGAUCCACAUCGCCCCUCCAGGAGGGAACGUCAUCAACGGAGGAAGGAACAUCUGAUCAGAACAAACGCUCUCCAGGGCGCUUUCACCUUAGUCAGUAAACAGGAAGUCUCAUCUUCA